AUGUAUGGCCCCCCCGCCCUCGUCGAGCUGUUCUACCUGGCGGUCCCUCGCUCGUUCCUGUUCGACCCAGUGAAUGGAUUCUACGCGUAUCCGUGCGUAGAACGCCCUUCCGUAGCAUUCAGCUGGGGACGAAAGAACUGGGCCGUUAGCGCGGAGAACUUCUCCUUGGGUGGGAUUAGAUAA
Molecule: messenger RNA, 183 nt
Organism: Sparassis crispa
Lineage: Eukaryota; Fungi; Basidiomycota; Agaricomycetes; Polyporales; Sparassidaceae
Exons: 2
Coding region: 1-183 (60 amino acids)
Source: RefSeq, a predicted model, not a curated record